Messenger RNA from Protopolystoma xenopodis, 309 nucleotides. Lineage: Eukaryota; Metazoa; Platyhelminthes; Monogenea; Polystomatidea; Polystomatidae. The record is from the annotation of a GenBank genome assembly.
AUGUCCUUCCUCAACUUGUCUCAGCCGCCACGCCGGCUUUUUGUCGGGACUGGCGCAGACCCCCGACCGAUGCUUUCCCUGCCUUUGAACCCCAAACCUGACUACACAUCGACGCCGGCUCCAGUAUUCCUUGAGGACCAAACAAGUAACCUAGUAUGGCUGAUUCAUAUUGGAUUCAAUUGGUUUUGCAUUGAGGUCGAGGUUGAUCUAAAGGGAUACCAAGGCCCUGGCUCCUCCGGACCCCCUAGCUGGAGCCCCCGCGUUUUGCGGCUGCUCCCGAUAGGACCUCAAAAGUGUGUAUUUCUGUGA